Molecule: messenger RNA, 8607 nt
Organism: Prorocentrum cordatum
Lineage: Eukaryota; Dinophyceae; Prorocentrales; Prorocentraceae
Source: the annotation of a GenBank genome assembly
AUGGCGCGGCCUGGGCUAUGGGUCAACUCGGAGCUCGCGCCGGAGGCCCUGCAGGCGCUGGAGCUCGCGGCAGGCGACCUCGUGCAGGUCGGGGUGCUGGGCGCCAGCUGGGCUUCGCAGGGCUCCGAGAUCGCCCGUGUCGUUGGGGGGUCGACGCUCGACCAGGAAGGCCUCCUCUUCGAGUUCGAGAGCUUGGGAACCCCAGACGCGUGCUUCGAGUGGUGCGCGCGGGCUCGCGGGGAGAACGGAGCUCGGCCCGAGGACGCCCUGCUGCACGUAUGCACCGUGCAGCCGAUGGCUUGUCGGGCGACGGGGCCUGCAGGGUGGGCGGUCGAGCACGUCAGCCUGAUCCGGCCGAUCAGCGAGGAGGAGGAGGCGCUCGAGCUGUUGCGAAGCUGGGGCUGCGAACAGCUUCCUGGGGCCAGCGGCGCGGAGGAGAGCGGCCAGCGGCCUGCCGGGCGGCCGGCCACGGCGGCGCCUGCGGUACCCAAGCCUGCGCGGCGGAGGGCGCUGCCAGUCUUGAGCCCGCGCGCAGAGAUCGGGCCGACCGACGACGAAGAAGGCAGCGAGGAGGUUUCGCACGUCCUCGAGGAGCAGCCGAGGCCGCCUGCCGGGCCUCGCCGCGCGCGGGAGCUGCUGCCGCUGCCUGGCCCGCUGGGCGCAGGACGUGCUCUUGCCGCCCUGCCGACGCCUCGCGGUCGCCGCGCCCCGCGAGAGGACGAGCAGCCUCGUUCGAGGAGCGGGGGGCGCGGCGGGGGCGACCCGCUGGACGAGGCCUCGGUGGGGCUGGAGCGUGGGUCUGCCGACGGCGGCAGGGCGGCCGAGCUGCUGCAGCGCCGGGGGGGGCCGGGCGCCGAGGGUCGCUUGGCCGGGCCCCAGGCCGCUCGCAGCAGCCAGGGCGCGCAGACGGUGCUGGCGGCGCGCGCCGCCGAGAGGGCUGCUGCGGGGGGGCCCUCGCGGGACCGCAUGGCGAGGAGUUCGUUCGAGCGGCAGCUGUGCGAGAGGUUGCCGGGGCGGAGGGCCCCGUCUGGCGACCGCGAGUCGGAUGGCGAGCAGGUCGGCGACUCAGAGCACGAGAUGGACGUGGAGUCGCGGGGCGCGAUGGUGCGCCACGACUACUUCGCCGCGUGGGCGCUGGAUGUGGUCAUGCAGGAGUUCAAGGCGCGGACCCUUGCCAUCAAGGAUGGGGGCUGGCACGCGGCGCAGUGGCUUGCCUUGGUGCCGAUGGAUGCCGAGCCAUGCGCUGCCUCGAGGCUGGCCGCGGCGCCGACGGCACCGCCGUCGAGCGAGGUCCGCCACGUGCGGGGCGAGUGCGAGGAGCCGGUGCGGCGCGUGAUGUUGGCGGAGGAGGCGGUGGCGCCCCGUCCCGGGGGCGAGCCGUCGUGCAAGGAGCUGACACGUCUGGAGUACAUCGUGAAGUUGGUCGACACCUGCCGCAGGGGCCCAGGGUCUUUCCAGGUGGUGGAGAAUCUGUUCAGGAGCGCCAGGGCGCUCGACCGCGAUAUCGAGCAGAUCUACAAGGGUUGCUGCGAAGGCCUUGAGUGGGUCAUCAUCUGCGGGCUCAACUUCGAGGCUGGGGGGCGGAAGGGCGGAUCUCCCGCGCCCUGGCCACGCGCGGCCAGCCUUGCCCAGCGGGCCGCCCUGGGCCUCAUCAGCGAGGCCGCACCCUACUUCUGCAGGGGGCCGCUCGCCGCGCUCGAGGAGCUUGAGUGGGGCAGGGUCGUGCAGGCGAAGGCCCUCGCCUACAGCGGACAGGAGGUCGAGCGAGGCUGCCCGCUAGUUCUAGGUGAGCUCCUCCCCGGGCUGCUUGCUGCAGGGCUUGCGGGAUCUGUCAGCGCCCUGGACCUUGCAGCUCCGCGCGUGCAGAAGUGGCUCCUCGACCCGACGACCCUGCUGAAGCCCCCUUCAGAGUGGCCGACGGAGGUGCCGAAGGCGUCAGUGCAGGUAGCGAGCGACGAGGAGUGGUACUGCAUGUGCGAGCACCCCGUCCGAGUAGGGAUCUUCGAGCCAUUCGAGGAGGAGGAGGCCAUCUUCAGCGUCGGCGGGGCACCAGUUCUUGCAGGGGCGUUUGCCGUCGUCAAGACGGGGACCCCCGCGACAGGCUUCUCGAAGGUCACGCGCCUGAUCAUCAACAUGGUGCCCCAGAACGCGUACCAGCGCAUCGUGGGUGCCUUCCACUUGUACUCGCUGCCGCCGCAGUGGCGAGGCUACAUGGCGGUGCGGAAGCAGAUGCCUGGCGCCCGAGUGGGCAGGCCCGACCUCAAGUGGGCCUGCAUGUCCGUUGCCGUGAUCCCGAUGGGGUGGUUAUCCGCGGUCGGCCUGUUCCAGCACCUCCAUCGCCGGCUGGGCAUCGGAGACGGGCCGCCCAGCGCCAGGUUCGCGGAGUCCAGCGAGUGGAGGCGUGACCGGCCGCUCCCGCUGUUCUCACGGGAGCAGCGGCAGGCUUGGGUGCAGUACUACCUGGAUGACUUCGACACGCCCGAGAUUGUGCCCGAGAGCGUUGCCACCAUGAUCGAGAACACGAUUGGAGAGUACCAGCUCAGGCAGCGAGAGGCCUACAGCAAGGCGGGGGUCCCAUGGGCGGACAAGAAGGCUGCAUGCCGGCAGAGGCGUUUGGUCCGCAUGGGGUCUCUCGUCGACGGCACCGCUGGGCGCGUGGGGGUCACCAUUGAGGACUUGCUGGACGUCGGGCGGAUGGCCCUGUGGCUCCUGGAGCAGACGUGGGUGACCCCGAAGGCGUGCCUUAUGGUCCUUGAGCGGCUGGCGAGGGUGUUCGAGUUCAGGAGGCCGCUGUUCGCCACUCUCAAUCAGGUCUGGGUCCUCCCUGGGCUCAGAGCGGCAACCGCUAGUGCGGGAAAGGCGCUCGUGAAGCCGUUCAAGCUGCCAGCUGAGGCGCGCGCUGAGCUGCUCUCAGCGGUGAGCCUCCUGCCGAUGGCCUACGCCGACAUGCGGGCAGCGCUCGACGCGGUCGUGCUGGCCACCGACGCGAGCGAGGAGGGCGGCGGCUUGUGCUACGCGACGGGCCUCGCCCAGCACGGUGCCCAGACUGCUGCCCAACCAGUCGGGGAGGAAGGCUUGGCCUUCACGCCGCGCGGCGCCAUGAGCUCCCGGAUGCCGCGGGCGCUGCUGCAGGACGGCGCUACCCUGCCGACCGUCGUGCUCUUUGACCUCUUCGGAGGGGUUGGGGCCUCCAUGGUGGCUUUGUCGAGGUGCCCGUGCCGCGUUGUCAUGUACGUGUCGUCGGAGAUUGACAAGGCGGCGAAGCGUUGCGUGCGGCAGAGGUGGCCAGGAGUGAUCGAGCUUGGCGACAUCACCAAGGUCACGUCAGAGGCCUGGGCUCAGCUGGGUCGCGUGGCGAGCGAGGUGGCCCCCCUCGCCGUCAUCGCGGCGGGGUCCCCGUGCACCGACCCGAGCGGGCUGAACGCCGCGGGGCAGGGGCUCUCCGGCAGCAAGAGCGGGCUGUUCUUCGGGCUGCCGUGGGCCUUCAAGGCGAUAGAGCAGGCGCGUGCUGGGGUGAUCGACAUCACUGACGAGGAGAAGUGCCUCAAGGUCAAGCUUCGCGUGUCGCCGUCUGACUUUCCUGCCUGGGCUGAGGGCGGCUGGGGCCUGCUCGAGCCCGAGCAUGCGCUGCCCACCUUCGCGAAGCUGCAGAAAAGGAAGUCACCUCCAGCCCCGGUGGUCGGGAUCAAGAGCGCGUCAGAGGCCGCGAUUGCGAGGUGGACGGAGGCUAGCUGCGUCUCACAGGUGUACAUUUUCGAGGACGAGGACCUGCUCUGGAACACCGGUCGUGCUGCCUGGCGGAUUCCCUCAGCUGGUGAGCGCGAGACUUUGAUGGGCUUCGACCGCGGGUGCACACGCGCGGCCGUGAAGGCGAAACAAGGUGCUCCGCCUAUCGUGCCUUGCUUGCAGACGGGGAUAGCCCCGGAAGCUUUGGGCCGCGCGCCCGAUUUCAAAGCGACCGAGAUACAGGACCAGGACCUUGAGCAGCAGCUGGUGCGUAAGAACAUGCGCAUUGCUAGCCGAGGAGGGACGGACGUGCGGCUCGACUUGCAGGCCCCUUUUCGAGCUAAGGCGUGGCCUAGAUCGGGGCUGCAGGCCAGUUUGUGGACGUGGUCGAUUGGGCGCGGCUACCCCUGGCGCGAGGACGGGCACAUUAAUGAGCUGGAGGUCGGAGCCGCGGUCAACGCCGUCAAGUGGAGGUGGCCGCUAGUGUCCUGGCCAAGGGCAGGAGCAGUGCGAGACGACUGGGGCUGGAUGCGAGGCCGCGCAGCCUACCUCCUCGCUGCUGGCUGCUACCCGAUGUACGCGUGCAUCGACGCGGGCGACAACCCAGCGGACGUCCCGAGUCGCUGGUUCGACGGCUGCCGCAGGCUGCCGGCGUUCUGGGCGGCGACCGGCAAGCGGCCCAGGCUCGUUCAAGAGGUUGAUGAGGGGGUUGCCGCUUACAUCGAGCACGUGUGGCGCACCAAUGGCUCGCUGCUGCAGGUGAACAACACCUUGGCGGCCGUUCCUUUUUUAACGCCGCGGAUGAGCGGCAAACUGAAGCUGAGCUGGAAGCCUCAGAAGGCGUGGUUGCGGCUGGAGCCCAACGUGCGCGCCCUGCUGCUGUCGCCGCUGUGUGCAGCCGCCAUCGCUGGCGCCUUCUGCUGGUGGGGGCACGGGCGGGCCGCCGCGAUGCUCCUGGCAGGAUAUGCGUGCAUCCUGAGGUCAGGCGAGAUGCUGCGCCUCAGGCGUCGAGACGUCCGAGUCUUCCGAGAGCGUGGAGUGGCGAUCUUGGCGCUGCGGAAGACAAAGACCAGCCGGCGAGGGGGGCGCUCGGAGCUGGCGGUCGUCCGUUCGCAGGCGGCGGUGCGCAUGCUAGUGAAGUAUGUGGCGCCGUUGGCGCCCGAUGAAUUUCUCCUCGGCUCGCCGCGCAGCGAGUUUGCCGCCUGUUCCGACAGGCUGUCGCUGCCCUCGGAGAUUGCCUUGUGCGACGACGCCUACGCCGACCAGGGCACGGGCAUCGUGUGCACGCUGGGCUCCGGGAAGGUCGGGGACGCCAUUUCCGCGGAGUUCGUGUGUUCGAGUGAUGCUUUCUAUGCGUGGUGGAUGGAGAAUGAGGUGAAGGACAAGAAGGGGGAGUACCACUUUUGCAGCACCUCGCGCGACAGGUGCAAGUUCAAGGGGAAGGACGUGGUCCACGUCGACGGGUUCUGGCUGCUCGAGGGCGCGGACAUGACGGCAGAGGCCAUCAAGUGGCUCAAGGGCCCAGGGGGACUCCGGGAACACCUGGAGAGGCACUCGGGGCCAGCGGGCGCUCCAGGGAAGGAGGAGAAGCGGCCCGCUGGCGAGCCAGCGCCGGCGGUGGCCGGGCAGCUUUUCGAGCCGCCUGGCGCUGGCGGCCCAAACGACCUCCAGAAGGACCUCCGGGAGCUCCGAGAAGCAGUCCGCGGGGCCACCGACAAGCGGGCUGGCCGGGACGCGGGCCGGCGUGGCAGCGACGGGGGCCGGCGCGAGCGGCGCGACGGGCCGGAGAGGGGCCGGUGCCGGGAGCAGCCCCGCAGCCAGGAGCGCCGCGACGGGCCGGAGAGGCACGGCCACAGCCGGCAGCGCCGCCGCAGCCGGGAGCGCCGGCGCAGCCAGUCCGCAAGGGGCCGCCGCUCGGCUGGCGCGGCGCGCGACGCCUUCGCCCCGCCGGCGGGCGGCCGCGCGGCGGGCUCACGCGACGAGGGCACCUCGGCGGAGCUGCCCCUGCCCGCGAGGGCGGCGCCUGACCGCCGAGCCCAGGAGCAAAGGGCUGAGCGCGACCGGCCAGACGACCGGCAGCAGCAGAGGGGGCCCGGUUCCAGCAGCGAUGCGUUGCUUCUACAGCAUCCUGAACCCCCGUCCAUGGGUCCGCGGUACUCUCGCGAGGCGAGGACGGUCUGUCGCGCCCUGGACUUGCUCGCGCAGCGGAAGUACGGGGAGUGCGCGGACCUCCUGGCACAGCGGCUGAAGGCGCUCGAGAGGGCGCUGGUGGACGGCCAUUUGGAUCGGGCCAUCUGGUGCGAACUCAUCGCGCCGGACUCGAUCGCGCUGAUGGACCGCGACGAGGACCGGAUGCUAGCGACGGAGCAGCAGCUCGAGCAGCGGCUCCGGCAGCGCCCGGCCUGGAUUCAGCCGAGCCACGACAAGGGCUCCGGCAAAGGCAAGGACAAGGACAAGGGCAAGGGCAAGAACAGGGCCACCUGCCUCGGCGCCCUGGCCGGCGAGCCCAGCAGCGCGGGGGCCGCCGAAGACCUGCGGCAGUGGCGCUGCGCCCUGCGGACGCGGUCGGUUGGGGAGCUGGCACUCCCGGCCUUGGGCCGGGUGCUCUGGGGCUCUGUCUGCCGCCUGCCGACCCCCUCGGGGGAGUUCGUCAGGGCCUCCUCUUCCAGCGCCAAGCCGGGCAGGCGGCGGAGGAGUCUGCUGCCGCUGCCCGUGGUGGUCUUUGCGCAGAGGGGUGGUUGCCACCCUUCCCGUCCAGGGCGCUGGUCCGAGGGACAUGCCUCCAGGCACCGCCUCGUCGGGCAUGCGCUGAAUUUCCCGGGCAGCCGCAUGGGCCAGAAGCCGGGGUUCACGAACCCUCCCCGCGAGGCGUCGCUGGUCCAGGAGAAAGCGAUGGACCGGCUGAGCCUAUGGCUGGAAUGGUUCUUGUCCGAGGACGACGAACCGCCCCCCCCUGUGCAGCAGGUCGUCCAGGAAGCGGGCCAGGCGCGCGUCCAAUGCGAUGGCCGCGCCGCCGGCAUCCGCCGCGACUUGGUUGCGGACUUGGUCUUCCCGACGUGGCCAGACGCGGGCGAGGUACACGGGAGUCAAGAGGAAUGGGAUAAAUUGGUCAAGGAGGGCCUGCGCCGAGGGCUCUUCCGAGAAGCUGCCCCGGCGGCUUUUGUUCGAGGGCGGGCCGGCCACCCAAUUUUCAGCGGAGGCAUGGGCGUUGACAAGGAGAAGGUGGACGACGGUGUGCCGCGUUCAUUUUUACGCUUCGUAUCCAUAUUGACUCCUUUGAAUGAGCACACGCGGCCAAUCCAGGGCGAUGUCGACUUCCUCCCAUUCAUUGCCCAGGCGAUGUUGGUGGUGCUCGAGGAGGAUGAGAGCGCGGUCGUGGACAGCGAGGACGCCUUCCGCGUCUUGCUCACGACGGUGCCGAUGGGUUGGUCUGGCGCCGUGGCCGUCGUCCAGGCGGUGGUACGCCGCCUCGUUUUUGGCGAGGCGGGGGUCGAUCUGGCUACCGAGGUGGCUAAAUCCAAGGCGUUCCCGAACGGCCCGAACUACUCCUUCGUGUAUUUGGACUCUUUCGAUUUCAUCCGAGUCCGGGUUAGGGCCCUGGCCGAGGCAAUGGCUGGGCAGGAGUCGCCGGAGCACCGGCGUUUCGUUGGGGUGUGCCGCUGCCUUGGUCUGCCGCUCAACAAGGCCAAGUCGCUCAUCGGUUCUUUCCAGGCGCUCCUGCAGGGCGGGGAGUUCGACGGGGCAGCCGGCAUCUGCGCCCACAGGCGCUGGCGCGGCCGCCAUUUGUUACGCUUAUCCUUGGGCAUUGCGGCCGCCGAGGUGGCCACGGAUGCCGCGCUUCGCCACUGGGCGGGCCUCGCGUGCUUCUGCGCGGGUUACCGCCGCCCGCUGUUCUCCAUCUUGCAGGACAUCUUCACAGUCAUCGACUCUCCGGGCCGUCAAGGGCCCGUUCAUGCCAGCGCCUUGGAGGAGCUGCUCCUUCUGAGCGCGCUCGUGCCGCUGGCCGGGGCCAAUCUGCGGGCGCAAAUGGGGCCCCACAUCAGCUGCUCUGAUGCUUCGCCACAUGGUGGCGGAGCCGCGGUCGCCGACAGCCUCGGAGCGCUCGGGGCUACCCCAGCCUUCGCGGAGGUCUCUGGCGACGCGGGCGCUUCUCUGUCUGAGGCCGUGCACCGUCGGGGUGUGUCAGUGCUCGCGCCGUUUGCUGGCGAUCUUGGUAUCGAAGGCGCCCGGGGCCAGUGCGCCCGCCUCCGCCGCCUUGCACUCCCUGGUGAACAUUGCUAUUGGGACCAUUUGGAGCCCAUCUGCGCCCUUUUGGAGCGCCAGGCCGGAGGGCUCGGCAGCGGCCCCCUGCGGAGCUCCCGCCGGCCCCUGGGGGCCGCAGGCGCAUCUGGCGACCAUCGCAGCCGCCUCCGGGCCUCGAACGAGCUCGCCGGCCUCGCCAUCCGGGCCUUGGAGGCACGGUUGGUGCGCCCAGGCUUCGCCGUGGUGUCCCACCCAGCAGCUGGCUCUGGAGAUUCCCCCGGGCAUUGGAUGCACAACUCGUUUGCGCUGCACCGUCGCGUUGCCGAGCGCCUGGGGCAGCAGGGCGAGGUGUGCGAGGACGAGCUGUGGGACAUCUACGCGGACGUCGUGGCGGCUGCAUGCCGGACGCACGGCGAAGCGUCGUGCCCGCAGGAGCCGGGGCAGCAGGCCUUGUGGCUCAGCGCCCAGCUCCGGGAGGCCACCGAACGGCUCGGCGACGCGCAGCUGAAUGAGGUCAUGGUUCAGGAGAUCAUGGAUUGGCUCUCUGCCAUGCAAGCCGGCGGCGAGGAGGGCCACCUCCGCGAUCUGGUGCGAGCGGCCGACCAUCGCGGUUCAGAUGUCCGGUUGUGGGCUUCGGAG